Messenger RNA from Zea mays, 1095 nucleotides. RefSeq names its product acidic endochitinase. The transcript has a single exon. The record is from RefSeq and is a predicted model, not a curated record. Gene Ontology annotation, biological process: carbohydrate metabolic process. Gene Ontology annotation, molecular function: chitinase activity. Bases 111 to 1004 code for a protein of 297 amino acids. Lineage: Eukaryota; Viridiplantae; Streptophyta; Magnoliopsida; Poales; Poaceae. Gene Ontology annotation, cellular component: extracellular region.
UAACCAGUUUCACACUUCCAAUCCGCCCAAUAUAUAGAGCAGCCCUUGCAUCCUAAUCUCACAACACAGAGCAAAACAAUCACCACUGCAGAGCAAAACAAUCACCACACAUGGCAACCGGAUCAUCGCUGGUGCCACUGCUGCUGAUUGCAGUAGCUGUUGCGCAGACUGUUGGAUCACAAGCUGGUAGCAUUUCCAUAUACUGGGGCCAGAAUGGUGGCGAGGGCACACUGGCCGACACCUGCGCCACCGGCAACUACAGGUUCGUCAACUUGGCAUUCCUGGCAGCCUUUGGCAAUGGCCAGCCUCCUGUGCUCAACCUGGCAGGCCACUGUGACCCGACAAACGGCGGCUGCGCAAGCCUCAGCGGCGACAUCAAGUCGUGCCAGAGCAGCGGUGUCAAGGUCAUGCUCUCCAUCGGCGGCGGUGCGGGCAGCUACUACCUUUCCUCAGCCGCGGACGCCAAGGAUGUUGCGACGUACUUGUGGAACAAUUUCUUGGGGGGUCAGUCAUCUUCGCGCCCCUUGGGUGAUGCGGUCCUUGAUGGCAUAGACUUCGACAUCGAGGGCGGCACAAACCAGCACUGGGAUGAUCUUGCGAGAUACCUGAAAGGGUACAGCAACUCCGGCAGGAGGGUGUACCUGACCGCUGCGCCUCAAUGCCCGUUUCCUGAUAGCUGGGUCGGUGGCGCGCUCAACACCGGCCUGUUUGACUACGUCUGGGUGCAGUUCUACAACAACCCUCCUUGCCAGUACAGCUCAGGCAGCACCACUGAUCUUGCUGAUGCAUGGAAGCAGUGGCUGUCAAUUCCGGCGAAGCAGAUCUUUCUUGGCCUCCCGGCUUCGCCUCAGGCAGCUGGGAGUGGUUUUAUACCAGCUGAUGACCUCAAGUCUCAGGUGCUUCCGUUGAUCAAGAGCUCAGGGAAAUAUGGAGGGAUCAUGCUGUGGUCCAAGUACUAUGAUGACCAAGAUGGCUACAGUUCUUCAGUGAAGAGUGAUGUGUAGGUUGUUUGCGUGUGAUGAUGUGUUAUAAUAUCUGUGUGUUACUUGUGUGUGUGAGAAAUUAUGUGUGACUCUGGAUAGUAUAAUAAGUAUU